This is a messenger RNA of Aspergillus novofumigatus IBT 16806, 603 nucleotides long. RefSeq lists its product as uncharacterized. Lineage: Eukaryota; Fungi; Ascomycota; Eurotiomycetes; Eurotiales; Aspergillaceae. Gene Ontology annotation, molecular function: protein binding. The record is from RefSeq and is a predicted model, not a curated record. Bases 1 to 603 code for a protein of 200 amino acids. The transcript has a single exon.
AUGGAAGUGACGAAGAGCCAGAAACAAGUGCUAGGGCAAGAGCACCUUGACACUCUGCUUAACAUGGCCAACUUGGCAUCCAUAUACUGGAACCAGGGACGAUGGAAGGAAGCAGAGGAGUUGCAGGUGCAGGUAAUAGAGAUGCACAAAAAGCUGCUAGGACCGGAGCAUCCACACACACUGCUUAGCAUGGCCAACUUAGCAUCAAUGUACUGGAACCAAGGACGACAAAAGGAAGCUGAGGAGCUGCAGGUCCAGGUAACAGAGAUGCACAAAAGGCUGCUAGGACCGGAGCAUCCACACACUCUGACCAGCAUGGGCAACUUGGCUCUCUUCUGGAAAUCCCAAGGGAAGACUCAAGCUGCAUCGGCUCUCCUAGAACAAUGUCUUGCACUCGAGAAGAAAGUCCUGGGUCCAGGCCAUCCAAAUACCUUGAUCUCUUCUCGCAUUCUCGGGGAGUGGAGAAAAGAGGACGGCCCCUUAUCAAAUGAUCACCCGCUACAACCUGCUCAGCCUGAAAGUGAUCACAUCCCGAGGCGACCCGGUGUGGCGGUCACUGCGCCAGAUAAUGAAGAGCAUACCGAACGUACGGGAAGGCACUAA